AUGAAGUUUUUCAUUGAGGAUCUUCCGGUGCUGUUCCCGUAUCCGCGCAUCUACCCCGAGCAAUAUGCAUACAUGUGUGAUCUCAAAAAGACCCUCGAUGCCGGGGGUCACUGUGUUCUGGAGAUGCCCUCGGGAACGGGCAAAACAAUCUCCCUGCUCUCGCUGAUUGUCGCCUAUCAACAACACUACCCAGAACACAGGAAGCUCAUUUAUUGUUCACGAACAAUGUCCGAGAUCGAGAAGGCACUGGCGGAGCUCAAGGCUUUAAUGAAACAUCGCACACAAGAGCUUGGAUUUGAAGAGGAGUUUCGCGCCUUGGGACUCACCAGUCGGAAAAACCUCUGCCUUCAUCCAUCAGUAAAACGAGAGAAAAGUGGUACUGUGGUUGACGCGAGGUGUCGGAGCUUGACAGCAGGAUUUGUCAAGGAAAAGAAAGAACGCGGUGAAGAAGUGGAUCUCUGCGUAUAUCAUGAUAAUCUCGACCUUCUCGAACCACACAACCUUCUUCCCCCGGGUGUCUUCACUCUUGAUGACCUUCUUCGAUAUGGAGAGGAGCACAAGCAGUGUCCAUACUUUUCCGCUCGCCGAAUGAUGCCCUGGUGCAACGUGAUCAUCUACUCCUACCACUACCUCCUCGAUCCCAAGAUUGCCGAGCGGGUGUCCCGAGAGCUCUCAAAGGACUGCAUCGUGGUUUUCGACGAAGCCCAUAACAUCGAUAACGUCUGUAUUGAGGCCCUGAGUAUUGAUAUCAGCGAAGAUUCUCUCCGCAAGGCCACAAGAGGCGCAUCCAACCUGGAGCGCAAAAUCGAGGAAAUGAAGAGCACAGAUGCCGAGAAGCUUCAAAAUGAAUACUCAAAACUAGUGGAGGGGUUACAACAAGCGGAACAGGCUCGAGAGGAGGAUCAAUUCAUCUCAAAUCCAGUUUUGCCGGACGAUCUGCUGAAAGAAGCUGUACCCGGUAAUAUUCGCCGCGCUGAGCAUUUCAUCUCCUUCCUAAAGAGAUUUAUCGAAUAUCUCAAGACUCGGAUGAAGGUCACACACACCAUCUCAGAAACGCCACCUUCUUUUCUGACGCACUUGAAAGACCUCACAUAUAUCGAGCGCAAGCCUUUAAGAUUUUGCGCAGAGCGACUGACAUCGCUUGUGCGAACACUGGAACUCAUGAACAUUGAAGAUUACCAGCCACUUCAAGAAGUCGCAACUUUUGCGACUCUUGUUGCGACUUAUGAUAAAGGGUUUGUCCUUAUCCUUGAGCCGUUCGAAUCUGAAGCAGCUACGGUACCGAAUCCCAUUUUGCACUUUACUUGCUUGGAUGCCGCAAUUGCUAUCAAGCCUGUUUUGGACCGUUUCAGCUCUGUGGUUAUUACAUCCGGAACUUUAUCCCCUCUUGAAAUGUACCCAAAGAUGCUAGGAUUUACUGCGGUCAUGCAAGAAUCAUACAGUAUGACCCUAGCACGGCGGUCUUUCUUACCUAUGAUUGUCACCCGAGGAUCUGACCAGGCCCAAGUCUCUUCGUCCUUUGGCAUUCGCAAUGACCCCGGUGUAGUGCGAAACUACGGGACGCUUCUGACGGAGUUUUCACGGAUCACGCCGGACGGCAUUGUUGUUUUCUUCCCUUCUUAUCUUUACAUGGAGUCCAUAAUCAGUAUGUGGCAAGGUAUGGGUAUCCUGGAUCAAAUCUGGAAUUACAAAUUGAUUCUUGUCGAAACCCCCGACGCGCAAGAGUCCUCUCUCGCCCUUGAAACUUACCGCACGGCCUGUUGCAAUGGACGUGGUGCCAUCUUGCUCUGUGUCGCUCGAGGGAAAGUGUCGGAGGGUAUCGAUUUCGAUCAUCACUAUGGCCGUGCUGUGCUAUGCAUCGGUGUACCCUUCCAGUAUACGGAAUCCCGCAUUCUCAAGGCCCGACUGGAGUUCUUGCGCGAGAAUUACCGUAUUAGAGAGAAUGACUUCUUGUCUUUCGACGCCAUGCGACACGCCGCUCAGUGUCUUGGUCGCGUUCUCCGUGGUAAGGAUGACUACGGUGUCAUGGUGUUGGCAGAUCGCCGUUUCGAACGUAAACGUCCCCAACUUCCAAAAUGGAUCAACCAAGCGAUGCUGGAUAGUGAGACAAAUCUCAGCACGGAUAUGGCUGUUUCUAUUGCGAAGAACUUCCUACGCACCAUGGCACAGCCUUUCAAAGCUAAGGAUCAAGAGGGUAUUUCUACCUGGAGCUUGGCUGAUAUUGAACGCCAUGAAGCCAAGCGCAAGUCUGAAGAAGAGCGUAUCACGCAGCAGCAGUUUGCAAACGGCCACAAAAUGGACGGCAUUGUUAAAUCUACCGCGCUUGAAGUAGUUGAGGAUGAGUAUGAUGACGAUAUUGAUGAGGAUCUCAUGAUGCUUGAUCCGAAGUAA
Penicillium verhagenii is the source of this 2391-nucleotide messenger RNA. RefSeq names its product TFIIH/NER complex ATP-dependent 5'-3' DNA helicase subunit RAD3. The transcript is spliced from 4 exons. Bases 1 to 2391 code for a protein of 796 amino acids. NCBI's taxonomy places the organism in Eukaryota, Fungi, Ascomycota, Eurotiomycetes, Eurotiales, Aspergillaceae. Gene Ontology annotation, cellular component: nucleus. Gene Ontology annotation, molecular function: hydrolase activity, acting on acid anhydrides, in phosphorus-containing anhydrides; ATP binding; DNA helicase activity. The record is from RefSeq and is a predicted model, not a curated record. Gene Ontology annotation, biological process: transcription by RNA polymerase II; positive regulation of mitotic recombination; nucleotide-excision repair.